This is a messenger RNA of Sander lucioperca (pikeperch), 2675 nucleotides long. It is a transcript of the gene trim16, whose product is annotated as tripartite motif containing 16. The record is from RefSeq and is a predicted model, not a curated record. NCBI's taxonomy places the organism in Eukaryota, Metazoa, Chordata, Actinopteri, Perciformes, Percidae. The coding region runs from base 303 to 2258 and encodes 651 amino acids. Gene Ontology annotation, molecular function: zinc ion binding; protein binding. The transcript has 6 exons.
CAUGCAACUCUACACCUCUCUGUUCCUCUUCUGCAGUGCCGGCCCCUCCCUGUGGUUUCUUUUCACCAUCAGAAAAAGGGGAGGGCAGUGAUCGUGUGUCAGGGUGAAUCAAUGUUUGCCUGGUUGCAUGUGAGCGCUGAAGGGGCGGAGAGCUUUUUGACUGAAACUAUGGGCCCUGACUAGUGUUCACAUCCUCUAUAGGUGUGGCUUUCCAGGCUCUUCGAUGAGUUCCAGGAACUAAAGGGCUGAGAAAAAAGUGUCAGAGACAGUUAGUUUUCAGAAAGCAUAAGAGAGUGGAAGACAUGGCAAACACAGCUGCUGAAGAAGCAGUUCCCAUCUCCAAACAGCAGCAGCAGCAGCAGCUGUGUGGUGUCUGCUCAGGUGUUUUAAGCGGAGACAUGCCGGCAGCCUGUAGUCACUCUGUCUGUGGCCCCUGCCUCGGGGACAAACAUAAAGGAUGUCCCGAGUGUCUGCAGAGCCCCGAGAAGGACAAGCCUGAACCUGCUGACUGUCCCAAACAGAAUGGGACAGAGGCUAAAGGCCCUGUGACCGAGCGCAAAGAGGAGCAGGAUGUUAUAAAAGCGACAGAGGAGAUCAAAGUCCAAGAAGACCUGAAGGAGUCUGAGGACCCCGAAAAGCCCGAGGAGGGGAAGCAAAAGGGGGAACCACUGACAGAACCUGUGACAAAUGGAGCAAAAGAGGAGGUGAAAGAAGAGGCGGUGAAGGAGGAACCUUUGGGCCCCGACGACGUGGUGUGCGACUCGUGUAUCGAGAGCCCCCGCAGGGCCCUUAAGUCCUGCCUCACCUGCCUGGUGUCGUACUGCGAGGCCCACCUGCGGCCUCACCUGGAGAAGCCCAAGUUUCAGAACCACCGGCUGGUGGAGCCGCUCAGGGACAUCGAGAGACGCACCUGCGAGAGCCACAAGUGGCCCCUGGAGCUUUUCUGCUGCGCCGACGCCAUCUGCGUGUGUCAAGACUGCGUGACGGAGGAACACAAGGGCCACAACGCCGUCCCCGUGGUGGAGGCUCGCAGUCGGAUAGAGAGGGAACUGAGGGAGAAGCAGACAGAGAUGGUGAAGACGUUGACGGCAGCAGAGAACGCCAUCAACAAACUUCAACUCAACACAGUCAGUAUUGAGCAAUCGGGGAAGGAGGUGCGCACGGUGAUGGAGAGCCAGUUCGAGGAGCUGCAGGCGGUGAUGGAGAGGGCGAAGCGGGAGGUGACGGAGAUCCUGGAGGGCGAGGAGAAGCAGGCGCUGAAGCAGGCCGAGGGCAUCCGGGUUCACCUGGAGCAGAGGUGCACGGAGCUGAAGAAGACUCAGGCGCAGAUGGAGAAGCUCUCCAAGAACAAAAAUGAUGUGGAUUUCUUACAGGAGUAUUCAGAGUGGAAGAAAGAAGCCAGUGAUAUCUCUCUGCCUGGGGUCUACAUCGGCCUGAUGGACCGCCUCAAUUCCUUCAGCCGCGUGAUCGUCGACUCCACGCAGGAGCUGUGUGCCAUGCUUGUGUCUUUAUACAUAGAGAAAGUUAAAGAGAUGUGCAAGAAGGACAAAAGGGGGAUAAAGACAACAGUUCGUGAAAUUAUUGCAGCCAAGCAGAACAUGUCUAUACCAGAUCCAGUGACGCAUGCCGACUUCCUCAAGUAUGCCGCCCAAGUGAGUUUCGACGCUGACACCGCUCACAAGUUCCUGCGGCUGACAGAAGAUAACAGGAAGGUGACUAACACCACACCCUGGCAGCAUCCUUAUCCCGAUCUACCCGAGAGGUUCGAGAACUGGCGCCAGAUCCUGGCGACGGAGAGCUUCUACCUGGGGCGCCACUAUUUUGAGGCGGACAUCAGCGGCGAGGGCACACACAUCGGUCUCACCUACAAGAGCAUCGACCGCAAGAGCAACGAGAGCAACGGCUGCAUCACGGGGAACAACUUCUCCUGGUGUCUGCAGUGGAACGGCCGCACCUUCUCCGCCUGGCACAGCGACAUGGAGAUCCCCCUCAGCGUGGAGAAGUUCACUCGUAUCGGCGUUUAUUUGGACUACACCAAAGGCCUCCUGGCUUUCUACGGUGUGGACGACACCAUGACGCCCAUCCACCAGUACAAGGCCGAGUUCCUGGAGCCUCUUUACCCGGCUUGCUGGCUGUCCAAGAAGGAGAAUCUAGUUGCUUUGGUGGCACCGGGAGAGCCGUUGCAGGUCAAAAACCCCUCUCCGUCCACCCCACCUGAGAAUAGAGCUAUUGAUUCCAAAACGGCAGCACAGCAAUGAUUAGAAGUCAGAUUAUUUUCUGAAUCUUUUAAGUGACAAUUCAACAUUAUAAGACUCUAUCCAUGUCCAGUUGUGUAAGGUAUAAAGUUAUACAAAUGAAGAUCCUACAUAGGGCCUUUAUUACACCACAUUAGUUAAAAAAAAUGGACCCAAAUGCAUUGGAACUGUGCUGGCAUGGCUGUGGUAGGCGUGGUACCUUUAUGCAUUUAUUGUGGGCCUGUCCAUUGUUAAAGAGAUUUUGGACUGAGGUAAUAGAUGUUUAAAAAUGAUUCUAAAUGUUCAUAUUCCUAAAUGCCCUAUUGUAUAUACAUUGGGAAGCAGAUUGGAAAAUACAAGCAAGCAAGACCUGUACAACGUAUAGUUGCACUAGCUUUUCUCUCCGUGAAGAGGACUGUACUCAUGAAUUGGAAAAUACGC